This is a messenger RNA of Striga hermonthica, 687 nucleotides long. Lineage: Eukaryota; Viridiplantae; Streptophyta; Magnoliopsida; Lamiales; Orobanchaceae. The record is from the annotation of a GenBank genome assembly.
AUGGCGAGCACCUCGUGGGCUUACGCUCUAUGCAUUCUCUUCGUCUCGGCCUCCGCUAAUGUUCAGAAUAAAGUGACAGAUAACCCGGCCGACCAGCUAGUAGCUGCAAUCAACAGCAACAGAACCGCAAGCAGAUCACCGUCCCUCUACAGCAACCCGGGUCUCGCUUGCAUCGCCCUCCAAUACAUCAAGGCCUACCAAGGGGACUGCAACUCGGUCGGGGGCCCAAACGCCAAAAAGCCCGCCGACUCCGAAUUCGCCGAGACAUUCGCACCCAACUGCAACGUGGAGACAUCGACCCUCACCCCAAUCACGGGCCGCCUGCUGGGGUGCCAGUCCGAGUACGCGAACCCGUCCCACGCAUUCUCGGGUAUCCUGAUGAAGAACAACCGGAGCCUGGAGAUAGUGCACAGCAGGAACCACACGGAGGUGGGAGCUGCCGUGAGCGGCUCGGACGGUGGUGGGCCCUACUUCUGGUGCGUGCUGUUUAGUGGUGGCAGGUCGAAUAGCAGUUUUGUGCUGGAGGGGCACGUGGCCAGGAUAAGCAGGCCCGGGUGUUUUAGCGGGGCCAAUGACCCGUGCCGUGGUGCGGGUCAUUCGAUGGGCUUGCCUUCGCCUGUUUGGAGGAUUUUGGGCAUGUGUUUGGUUUUAUUGAUCCUUCGGGUUUCGGAUUCGUUCGAAUUUUGA